Molecule: messenger RNA, 2036 nt
Organism: Ostrinia furnacalis (Asian corn borer)
Lineage: Eukaryota; Metazoa; Arthropoda; Insecta; Lepidoptera; Crambidae
Product: farnesyl diphosphate synthase 2-like
Exons: 6
Coding region: 122-1327 (401 amino acids)
Biological process (GO): trans, trans-farnesyl diphosphate biosynthetic process
Cellular component (GO): cytoplasm
Molecular function (GO): dimethylallyltranstransferase activity; (2E,6E)-farnesyl diphosphate synthase activity
Source: RefSeq, a predicted model, not a curated record
ACUGAGUUUAACGGCGCGGGCGCAGUCCUCAUCGAGACAAUCGACUCAGACUCGAUGUAGGUAAGGUAUUACUUAGUCAUAUCGAGACACUAACCGGACAGUCUCGUUUGUGUACAGAACAAUGAUCUUGGUAAAUAGCCUUCGAAAAGUUAUAAACAAUUGCACAUCUACAAAAAUCAUUCAAAAUAAAAAUCGGACUAGUUUAUAUGGAUCCCUGAAAGUACUUCUACUUUCAACAAAGGCGUCGUCAACUUUACAGCACGAUGAAAAAGAAAAGUUUCUUGAAGUAUUCCCAGAGGUCGUUUCGUCGAUAGUGCGCCGAAAUGAAAAAUUUUCAAGUUUUCCUGGAAUAGGAAACUUUACCGAAGAGCUACUAAAAUACAACUCAGCUGGUGGCAACAAAACAAGAGGGCUCAUGGCAGUACACGCAUAUCGAAUGCUAGCAGAUGACGCAGAUAUCACCGAAGAGUCCAUGAAACAGGCUCGCAUCUUAGGCUGGUACCUGGAAUUGUGGCAGACAGCACUUAUGUUGGUGGACGACAUUAUUGACGGAUCAUCCACCAGACGCGGCUCAGUGUGCUGGUACCGACUGCCCCAUGUAGGGACGCGGGCUAUAAACGACUCUUUUAUUUUCCUCAGCCUUCUCUGUGAUAACGCUAAACACAACUUUGGCAACGAAACAUGGUACCCUCGAUUUUUGGACUAUUUCAAUGAGGCCGUGCUGCUGUAUACAUACGGUAACCAUAUGGAUUAUAUGUUACUCCGGAAACAUGAUCUCUUCACUAUGUCAAACUACAACACCAUGGCCAGCUCCAAGAUGUCAUUUUACACAUUUAAAUUGCCCAUUUACUCAGCAUUACUGUUGGCUAACAAACCUCAUGAAGAUGCUUUUAGAACUAUUGAGGAUAUCGUCGCAGAUAUGGGAACUCUUAUUAUGAUGCAGAAUGAUUUCUUGGAUUCCUUCGGUGAUGAAGCCGUUUCUGGGAAAAUAGGAUCGGACAUACAAGAGGGCAAAAUAUCGUGGUUAUCAGUAACAGCGCUGCAGCGAUGCGACGAAGCGCAACGUGAAGAAUUCAUAGCAAACUACGGCCGCGCAGAUGAUGCUUGCGUGCAGCGUAUCAAGCAGCUUUACAGAGAGCUGCAAAUCCCGCGCCUUUACCACGAAGAAGAACGCGCUUGUUACGAGAACAUCAUCGCUCGUAUACAAGCUCUACCAUUUGACAACGCGAUUCCUUCACCAGUCUUAAUAAAACUACUGGACAUGGUGUUUUACAUGCAGUCUAAACCUUGCAGAAAACUUGUGAAAAUCUCUAAAUACUUAAAUUGACUUAGAAUUUUUUAUUUAUGGACCGAUUUCAUUUCAUAUAAAGGUUGUACAUUCUUCCUUGGAUUGUGAAUUUUAUCUUAAAAUUAUUUAAAUAAAUUAAAUCUACACAUUUUAGUUUGAGUAAAGUAAGUUACUUACCUACAUUUUUUCUUAUAAAUGCUGUGAUUGAGUCGAUGUAGUAACUGACCUACAUCAACAUGCUUUAGGUGGUAAUAUUUGUAUAUGAAUGUUGACUUUAACCAAAACAAGUAGUAGGUAAGUAACAAUCAAAAAGUUUUACGAAAACUCCCGCCAGUUCACACGCGCGGGAAUUCCCAUCAUAGAGAAAAGUAAUACAUAGAUUCCCAUCGUUGUCAUUGGUAUUCAUCAUACGGAGUGUUCCUAUUCUGGUUCAUAAUUUCAUAAACCUUUUGAAGUACAUUUUUAAAAUUACAUAAUAUUUUGUUGUGAUAAAUUAUUAUUCUGAUUAGUUAGAGGAAGUACGUAAGCCUAAGCCGUGGCCUAAGGGUUUGUGAAAGUACAGUCGACAGCGCAUCAACCUAUACAUUUUUGUUGCAAAAUAGCCUGUAUUACAACGAGAUAAGACGCCACUGUGUUUAGGUUGAUGUGCUGUCGUCCGUACAAAUAUAACUCAGGCUAUAUACCACUAUAGUCUAUUUCACUUAAAGAUGAUCCGUAUGACACUUCAAGGUUAUCCAUAUUACGCAUA